AUGCCCCCAAAACGAAAGUGCGUUUCCGUCGUCGCGCCCACGGCGUCUCCUAUAGUGGAUAUUAGUGAACUACCCCCUACUGACGGCAGUUCGAUGGAGAGGGAUGUCUCUGUGGUCACCACUACUGCGUUGUCUGAUCCUGCGACACUUGCACAAGCGAGGAAGGGUACAUCUCCCAGACAAACGCGCUCUGAAUCCAAGAAACCAGUUCAUCUCUCCGACUCUAAUAGCAUUAUGGUGGUAGACAGUGAGAAAACUUCUCAGUCAGAAAAACGCAGGAUUUCGACAAGAAAGAGGGUGGUUCCUGAGCGAUAUACGCAAGCACAAGAGGAAGUAGAAGAGGCCAAAGCUCUCGUCGACAAUGGUGAAGACAGCCCUCUUACUCAGCUAGAGAGCGACGACGAACCAAAACCUGUGAAGAAACGUCAGAGGCGAAAGAAAGAACUGGAACCGGUUGUCUAUGACAUACCGGAAGUAGAAAGGAAGGAGACUGCCUUCACCGGUCGUCUUGGCUACGCAUGCCUCAACACGCUGCUGCGUGCACGUAAACCUGAGUCAGUGUUCUGUUCUCGCACCUGCCGCCUGGAGACGAUCCGCAAGAAUGGAAUUGAGUUCGCUAUGGACCUUGGACUCAAGAAUGCGCGCGAUCUUUGCGAGAUCAUCGAGUGGAACGAGGUGAACAGAAUUCGAUUUUUUCGUGUGUCGUCAGAAAUGUUCCCCUUCGCAUCACACAAAUUAUACGGAUAUGACCUUGCAUAUGCACGAGUAGAGCUCCAGGCUGCCGGCGCGCUAGCGAAGAAAUACAGACAUCGGUUGACAACUCAUCCAGGACAAUUCACGCAGCUCGCUUCUCCGAAAGCCGACGUGCUUGAAGCGAGUCUGCGUGAACUUGACUAUCACUGUCAGAUGCUGCGAUAUAUGGGACUGGACAAAGAUAGUGUGAUAAUCAUUCACAUGGGGGGAGUCUAUGGUGAUAAGGAGACCACUUUGCAACGCUUUCGUGAAAAUUAUCGUAUGCGGUUGACGGACGAGAUGAAGGCGAGAGUCGUUUUGGAGAAUGACGAGAUAUGCUAUAGUGCCGAUGAUCUUUUGCCUAUCUGCGACGAACUCCAGAUUCCAAUGGUGCUUGAUUAUCAUCACAAUUGGAUUAACCCGAGUAAGCAUUCGCUUCAGGAACUCCUCCCCCUUGUCGCGCGGACUUGGACAAGCAAAGGCAUUCGACAGAAGCAGCAUCUGAGCGAGCCACGCCCCGGUGCAGAAACAGUGAUGGAGAAGCGGGCCCACGCAAACCGAUGCAAAGAGCUGCCGGAUGUCCUCGUGGGAGGAGAUGUGGAUCUCAUGAUUGAGGCCAAGGAUAAAGAGCAGGCUGUAUUUCAAUUGUAUAGAAUUUACGAGCUUGAAGAUGUUAUACAAGAGAACCUGCGUCCGGAGAAGCCGCCGAAGCCGUUCAUUAGGGGUAAGGGACGAGUUGCUGAUGGUUUAGGCGACGUCAAUGAAGGAGAGGACUCGGAAGGACAAGUCGACGAUGAGGGUAUCACGCCUAAAUUUUUAGAGAGAGCUCAGGAAAGGGCAAGAUCACAGGAGGACCAAGCAGCACUGGAAGAAAAUACGCCUGCCGGGCCUGUUACUCCGAGGCCAACUAGUAUGUCACCUGCGAAACGUCUUCCGAAACGCAGACGCACGGCCACGAACGUGGUGGCCACUGUCACAACCGACAUUCGUGCUGCUAGGGUGUCCCCAACACUCGUACCCUCGGCUUUGCCUUCUGACGAGGUAGACACUGUCGUCGCCCAAUCUCGGCCUCGCGAAAAACCCAGCCAGUUCCCUACAAAGUUGAAGAGCAAGUCGGGUUUGAUCCAACGAAGGACGCGACGGAAGGUGCAAGAUACGAGCGACUAA
Molecule: messenger RNA, 1899 nt
Organism: Fibroporia radiculosa
Lineage: Eukaryota; Fungi; Basidiomycota; Agaricomycetes; Polyporales; Fibroporiaceae
Exons: 11
Coding region: 1-1899 (632 amino acids)
Biological process (GO): response to UV; nucleotide-excision repair; mitochondrial DNA repair
Cellular component (GO): nucleus; mitochondrion
Molecular function (GO): endonuclease activity
Source: RefSeq, a predicted model, not a curated record